This is a messenger RNA of Hibiscus syriacus, 832 nucleotides long. Its product is annotated as heme-binding protein 2-like. The transcript has 2 exons. Bases 9 to 698 code for a protein of 229 amino acids. The record is from RefSeq and is a predicted model, not a curated record. Lineage: Eukaryota; Viridiplantae; Streptophyta; Magnoliopsida; Malvales; Malvaceae.
CUCCAUCGAUGGCUGCCUUCAUCCCUUUCAAGCUAUCCUUACUCUUGAGUCUGCUCUCAAACAUUGGUUUCCUGCCAGAAACCAGCAAGAACAAUGUUGGGAUAUUUCCUCCAACGUGUAAUCGGAUCGAGUGCCCUAGUUUCGAUGUGAUUCAACAAGGCAAUGGCUAUGAGAUUCGUAGGUACAAUUCCAGUGUGUGGAUGUCAACUUCUCCUAUUCAGGAUAUUUCUCUAGUUGAGGCCACCAGGACUGGCUUUCUUCAGCUAUUUGACUACAUUCAAGGGAAGAACAAGUACAAGCAGCAGAUAGAAAUGACAGGUCCAGUGAUCACUGAAGUUUUACCAAGCGAUGGACCCUUCUGUGAGUCAUCAUUUACCGUCAGCUUUUAUGUCCCAAAGGUGAACCAGGCGAAUCCGCCGCCAGCUGAUGGCCUCCAUCUCCAAAGAUGGAAAUCGGCAUAUGUAGCAAUAAGGCAAUUCGGGGGAUUUGUUACAGAUUAUAACAUUGCAGAGGAAGCUGCUGCUUUGCAAGCCAGUCUUGAAGGCACUGUUUGGUCUGCUGCAAUCGACAAGACCCGGAAAGAUGAUGCCACUUCGGUUUAUACUGUUGCUCAGUACAACUCUCCUUUUGAAUUUAGUGGCAGGGUGAAUGAGAUUUGGAUGUUGUUUGAUUUGGAAGAUGAGUUCUUGCCUGUUUAAGUUUAAAAUAACUCGGCUAGCUUCCCAGAACUACAAGUUACAGGACAGUAAUGGAAAAUAUUAUGUAUGCUCUAAAUCUCUUAAGUUUGUAUGAGAAAAUGAGGGUCUCUAUCUAACAUGCAGCAUGGAAAAAU